AUGGAGAAUGAUAGUGAAGAUGAUAUUGACUCUAGAGAUUCUCAGCAAAGUUCAGACGCAGAAGCCCCCGAUCGUUCUCCAUACUCUGACGAAAAUUUAGACUUGGAGGACGUUGCCCCCUUUAAUUUUCCAAAUUCAAACUCCGCACAAACACCUGCUACCCACACGAAUCGCACACUUCAGCAAUUCGCUGAUGAUUGCAAAACCUAUGAUAUUGUGCCUUACGUAGCGGCCAUACAAGCAUGUCAAAUUUACGCACUUGACGCGACAAAAAAUAUGCGUUGGAUAUUUACGGGCGGUGAUGAUGGUUUUGUGAGGAAAUACGAUUUUUUCGCUUCAAUGGGAGGUAAAACGUUAUUAACGCAAAAUCAAAAGCAUGCCCAAGUGGAAUCCGUUCAAAAGGCAGGUGUAAUUGUUUCAUACUGGGAGAACGAAGAGCAACCCUUGCCAUCUGCGAUCCCUAAACCUGAAAAAACAAAUGGGCCUUCAGAAGAAGGUGCAACUCCAAUAAUUAUACCCGAACCUCCGGUUCAGGAACUCAAAAUGUCGCCAGUAUACAGUUUGGCGGUUCAAUCUGAAGCUGUUUGGCUUUUAACUGGAAUGGAGAGCGGCGCUAUUAAUUUAUUCACUGUCAGACAUGAAGAAGGGAAAUGCCAUCACGUUUUACGACAACAUAAGGCUCCGGUUUCAGUAUUAAAAAUAACACAAGAUGAAGCUGGAUGCGUGAGUGGUUCUUGGGAUAAAACGGUACUGCAUUGGGAUCUUAAUACUGGUCAAGUUGUACGCGAGUUUUCAGGCCAUGGUUCACAAAUUAGUUCCAUAUCAUUUCGCCCAGUUACCACCACAUCUUCUUGUACAUCAGGACAAAGUUCUCCCGGAUCAUUUGAUCCACUUUUCGAUGCACCUGAAGAUAUGUUGACGCAGUCGAACGAUGUAUUACUAACCACUAGUAUUGAUGGGAAUUGUUUUGUAUGGGAUAAAAGAGCAAAGAAUUCGAUACCGAGAAAAAUGACACCUCCCGAGAGAACCCCUCCAUGGUGUUUAUCGGCAUGCUGGAGCGCUAAUGGAUCUAAAAUUUAUUGUGGUCGACGUAAUGGUACCGUUGACGAAUGGGAUUUCUUAUCGGGAAAAUGUAUUCAAACGCUUAAGAUGCCAAGUGGGUCUGGUCCAGUGUCUUAUGUAGCAAGUAUGCCAAACGGAAGACAUAUAAUUUGUGCAUCAACAGAUAAUAUAAGAUUAUGGAAUGUUGCUCCAGAUGAAUCCGAAUCUUACAAAUUGGCUGUACCAUUUUUAAUUGUUCCCGGACAUCACGGUGGAACAAUUUCGCAAAUAUUGAUUGAUCGCAAUUGUCGUUAUAUGAUAACAACUUCUGGUAAUAGAGGUUGGGAAGGAUCAAGUACUGAAACCGCUCUGUUUUAUGAGAUAUUGCCAAUAACCGAAUAA
Molecule: messenger RNA, 1443 nt
Organism: Funneliformis mosseae
Lineage: Eukaryota; Fungi; Glomeromycota; Glomeromycetes; Glomerales; Glomeraceae
Source: the annotation of a GenBank genome assembly